UCUCCAUGGAGAAAUCCACUGACAAGCCAAACAAGGAAAACAGAUCGUCAGCUCCUGGAGUACUGCAGGCUGAGGCAGACAGUCCAGCGCCCGUGGCAGGAGGUGCUGCAGAAAUGAGCAGAGCAGGAUCCGUAACACAAAACUCAACACAUGAGAAGAGAGUGGGAUUCACUGAAGAGUGUACUGAAGAAAUGGAGAGACCUUCAGGAACCGAGAGAGACAGUCCUGCUGCCUUUAAACCAGCAGUUUUGGAGCGAGACUCUCCAAACUCAAGGCCGCUCGCUGUGCUAACGGACACAAACUCUCCCGAAAUGAGCACGUUGGAACUGAACCACCAGUGCUCAGACACAGCCACCCUGGACAUGGACUGCAUGAUCUGCUUCAACAAGUACAGCAUCUACAGAGUCCCAAAGCUCCUGGACUGCCAGCACACCUUCUGCGCUGUCUGCCUCAAGCUGAUCCUCAGGAAAGAGGAGAACACCUGGACAAUCUCCUGCCCUCUCUGCAGAAAGCCCACCUUUGUGUCAGGAGGGCUCAUCCGCACACUCCAGAAUAAAGAAGACGUCCUGGAGCGCUUGGAGAACCUUGAUUCAAACCCUGAGGUUUACGUCUGUGCCAUGGGGCUGGAUGGCAACAGCUGGACUCAGAGCAGCCAAGACAUCUUGAACACAGAGGAAACCGGCCCAGCACACAGCAGCCUGGCUGUGCAGAGACUCCUGCUGCUCCUGCUGCUGGGGGUGAUCCUCGCCAUGCUCAUCCUCCCCUUUAUGUACUCAGGGAGGGUGAAGUGGGUAAUUUGUCUCCUGCUUACUUUGGGGUUGCUCAUGUCUAUGGUGCUUUGCUGCACUCCUAAAUUCCACUGCAGGUGCAAGAAGGACUCCCCUGCCUCCUGUGACAAGGAGAUCCAGGUUGUUACUGUUGCCUGAAACAAUUAAUGUGUCUGUUCCAGAGAUCAGGGACUGGGCCAAGGUGCAUGCUGGGCACACCACUCUGCAGGAUGUUAUCUGGAACAUCUGGGAGGUGAUGUCCUGCAAAACUCCACGGUUGUGGUUCCCACUCUGAAAACACGGACAUCUUUUCUUGGGACAGAGUGGGAAAUAAGGCUGCUAAAUCAGGGAGCGGGUGUUUGGAAGAGAGAUUUUUAACCCAGAUUAUCACCUCAAUCCCUGGCAGGGAUGGGAAAAGGGGAUGUCAGUUGAUGUCAUUUGAAGUUACACACAAAAUUGGAAAGGAAGAGGCAAAAUCAAUAUUCCUGAUCUUGGUUUGUGGCUUGCAAAGGGCAAGGCUCAAAAACCUCAUGACCCUCCAAAUUCCCCAUUUCCCACAUUAUUUAGCACUGAAAUAGUUCCUCUCACCUGUAUUCCUUUAUCUGGCAACCUGCAGGACCUCUUUUCUUGCCCCCUUUGCAUUGCCCUUGAAGACGCUCACAGAGGUAAACAGAAAUCUCUUGAC
This is a messenger RNA of Pyrgilauda ruficollis (rufous-necked snowfinch), 1452 nucleotides long. RefSeq names its product ring finger protein 186 (gene RNF186). Gene Ontology annotation, biological process: protein ubiquitination. Gene Ontology annotation, molecular function: ubiquitin protein ligase activity. The transcript is spliced from 2 exons. The record is from RefSeq and is a predicted model, not a curated record. Bases 6 to 926 code for a protein of 306 amino acids. NCBI's taxonomy places the organism in Eukaryota, Metazoa, Chordata, Aves, Passeriformes, Passeridae.